Molecule: messenger RNA, 395 nt
Organism: Phytomonas sp. Hart1
Lineage: Eukaryota; Euglenozoa; Kinetoplastea; Trypanosomatida; Trypanosomatidae
Source: the annotation of a GenBank genome assembly
GUCCUACAUACGCUCUUUUUUUUCCCCGUGAUAUGCGUUCUGGAAGUGCGCGCGCUGCAGGAAGGUCUCCGUUCGGGGCAGGAGGAGCCCCUGAUCUGACUCAAAUACUCAAGCACCUUCCUACCCUCCUCAAGGUUGCUCGUCAGAUCCCGGGCAUUUUUUUCGGUUUUUUAGUAACUAUGGUCAUUAUGCUCGUUUUUUUAGGAAAGAGACGCUUUCAGGAGCAGAUUAUCCCUGUUGCUGGGUUUCAUAUCCUUAUGCUCUUUUUCAUACGGGAGCUGUUAGUGGCGUGGAAAGUAGGUCAGCAGAGGCUGGCAGCGGUGUGGUUUCAAAAAGACAUCGAAAUAUCUUUAACAAAGGAUAUAGGAAUGCAGUACAAGGUCUCUUUAGACUAA